Prorocentrum cordatum is the source of this 3295-nucleotide messenger RNA. Lineage: Eukaryota; Dinophyceae; Prorocentrales; Prorocentraceae. The record is from the annotation of a GenBank genome assembly.
CUCGAGUCCCGAGCUGGCCCCGGGCGAGCGUCGGAGUGGCCCCAGCCCGUCGGCCCCCGCGACCAGCGGCGCUGGGGCAUGUAGCUUCGGGCGCGCGAUGCGCGUGCGGCACCUGCAGCAGCACCUGACCGAGCAGGACCUGGUCGGCGCGGAGAAGCUCGAGGCGCUCACGGGCCUCCGGGUGGGCGUCGACGCGGUGUAUUGGCUCCGGUCGAUCCAGGCGCUGAAGGACCCCUUCGCCGACGCUCUCGGGGGGAUACCGCCCGCGAUCUUCGGGUCCGUCGACCGGGAGCUCGAGUGGUUUUCGAAGUAUGGCAUCACGCCCGUGUUCGUGUUCCAGGGCAUGUCCCCUGGGCCUCCGCACUCGAUGUUCUCCAGCAGGGUGGAGCGCCAGAUGGAGAUGGCGUGGACCUACCUGCGACAGGGGCGCAGGAGCGAGGCCCAGAAGUGCUUCGCCGUGUCCACGAGCCGGAUCAACGGCGACUUCGUGUACUUCAUAUCACGCAUUCCACCACCUGCGCUUCAAGGGCUUCGAGGUGUUCCAGGCGCCGUACCUGGCGGGGGCGCAGCUCGCCCACUUCAUGCGGCAGAGGUUGGUCGACAUGGUGUUCGGGUCCUCAGGCCUGCUGCUGUACAGCAUUCCGCAGGUCAUCAUCUUCAUGGACUGGGCUCGGUGCAAGUUCGACUGGGUGUCGCUGGAGGCCGUGCUCUUCAAGUGGAAGCUGACGAUGGACCAGUUCAUCGACAUCUGCAUGCUCGCGGGCACUGAGUACUGCCUCACCUACCCGUACCUCGACCACGGAGGUCAAUCGGCGCUCAAUUCGCGCUUCAAUAUGGAGGGGGCCAUACAGCUGAUCAGGCAGGCACCGUUCAUCAAUUGGAUGACGGGCUUCCCGUCGGACGAGAUGCGGGUCGACCACUUGAACAGCUAUUGCAUCUGCAAGCUGCUGGUGCACAGCUCGCCCAUCCUGCACAUGCGGGAGGCGGACGUGCGCCCCAUCGACGAGACCCAUUGGCACGGGCACGGCCGCGGCCACGAGAUGGGCGGCAAGGGCGGCCGUGCUGGCCUGGUCCCGCACGACAUGAGCGCCAUCAUGGGCGAUGUGCUCCCGGAGAAGCUUUAUUUCCUGUUGGUCUACGGCAUCAUCUCGUUCAAGCUCCCCCAGGCGCUUGCCAUGGGGGAGUGGCUGGAUAAGACCCAGCCCCUAGUGGACACCGCGGAGUUCCGGGGGCUCAUCAUGGAACUCCAGGACUACAGGCAGCUCGCCCUCGGCCUCGUUGCCCAGCACUUGAACACCUGCUACAUGAAGAAGACCAUCACGUGCAAGGCUUUCUGGGAGCCUCUUAGGCCCUCCACAGGAGAGAGGGUAAUGCAGCCGAAGAAGCCGAAGAAGACCCUGCGCUGGCGGAUCCGGAAGGAGGACGUGGAGGCCGAGAUGGCGAGGCAGGACGUCUGUAGGAUCGAUCUGAAGUUCUGCCUCAGGUGGCACGCGAACGAAUUCGCCAACGAGGGGCAGCUCUUCCAGAACCUCACCAAAUUCGGCGAGUCCCAGUUUACGCCGGACCUGCUUUCUCUGACGACUCUGGUCCACUUCAUGCUCUUGGAGCACCUGGAGCUGAUCGGGGACGACGGAGGCAUCACCCACCUGGGCAACGUCCUUAAGGACGUCAAGUCGGCGCUGCAGGAGCCGGUGCUUGUCGCGAUGGAGCUGAUGAAGUUCGGGGUGCUCACGGCAGAACCGUUCGAGCCCGCGCAGCCCGACAGGCCGUUCUCCGACCAGGUGGGCUACCCCAGGAUGCCGAUCCCCUCCAACAUCAGGUCCGAGUUCCUGCUCAGCCGGGUGAUGUCCCUGCUCCCCAUGAGGCUGAAGAGCCACAUGUGGAAUGCCGACGUGGUGUUUGACCUGGCGGCGUUCCACUGCCUCGUGCGGGUGCUCAAGCGCACGCUGCGGCAGAUGACAGAAGCAGUUUUAUCAUCGAUAUUGCUGAAGGAUUUCGACCAGGUGGGCCUGUUGCCUCCAGGAUUUAUGUGUGCGUCACGUCUGCGCAAUGACCCCGCGAAUACACCAGCCGUUCUUCCAACGUUCAUGGUACCGAGGGCAUGUAUGGGUAUAGUCGCCCUAUACUUCCUGAGCUACAAUAAGAGCCCCCAAGAGUUCGAGUCGGACCUCAUCGCAAGCUUCCCGUGCUGUCAGCACCCGCUGGCCGACCUCAAGCUGGCCAUCCUGUUCUGGGAGGACCUGAGGCGAUGCGUGAACGAGAUCGCGCAGCCUUUGGGGGCCGAGGACCUGGCGGGGGACGUGAAGGCCGCCAGCGAGAUGCUGGCGGGGCAGCAGCGCCGCCUGCAUGUGUUCCCGGACCAGGAGGACCUGGACGCGGCGAACGGCCUGCCGCUGAAACCCAGCUCGCAGCCGCCGCCGGGGCACCCGCACCCGCAGCAGCCGCAGCAGCAGCAGCAGCAGAGGCCGCAGCACCAGCCCCAGCAGGCCCGCCAGCAGCCAAUGCAGAGGGAGCACCACCAGCAGCACCACCAGCAGGUGGCGCAGCAGCAGCACCACCAGCACGCGCGGCAGCACCAACAGCAAACGCCGCAGCAGCAGCAGCAGCAGCAGCAGCAGCAGCCACGCGGGGGCCAGCGGGGAGGCGGCCGGCCGCAGCACGGCGGCGGCGGCGGCGGCCCGCAGCAGCACGGCGGCGGCCACGCCCGCGAUGCGCACCGGGGCGGCCACGCCCGCGAGCCGCGGCAGGGCCACGCGCCGCACGGCGGCCAUGGGCAGCAAGGCCAUCGCGCUGGCGACGCUGGCGGCGGCGGGCACCGCCAGGGAGGAGGCGGCCCGCAGCGGGGCGACGGGCGGGGCUGAGAGCCCCGGCUCAAUUGCGCGCGGGCAGUGACGCGCCCGCCUGGGCCAGGAGUGUUGCCGUUGCUGCCCCCCCAUCCAGCUCCGUCUCUUUCGCGGCGCUGGUGCGCUCGUUCUCUAUGUCUCCUUCUAACCCCGCCCCUCCUGCGAAUAACGCUUGUCGGAGCUUGGUGGUGCAUGGCCUCAGGAGGCCAAGUCGCCCAGUAGCCCGGCGAAUACAUUUGUCCACGCGAUCGGAUUAGCUGGUCGGUCCUCGCGAUUGCCCCGUCGCACGGCGGCCGCGCGUGCUCGGAGAGGUCAUCCGGCGUGCGCGCGAAGGCUCAGCUCAGCCGGCGCGGGGGCCGCCGCAUCGCAGUCUGAUGUUCAACCAGUACGACCCGUCGUCCGUGUCAGGGUAUGGAUUUCAGAGCCAGCGGUCCCGUUGCGCUUGCGUGGAA